Pogoniulus pusillus (Red-fronted tinkerbird) is the source of this 3829-nucleotide messenger RNA. RefSeq names its product LBH domain containing 2 (gene LBHD2). NCBI's taxonomy places the organism in Eukaryota, Metazoa, Chordata, Aves, Piciformes, Lybiidae. The record is from RefSeq and is a predicted model, not a curated record. Bases 313 to 678 code for a protein of 121 amino acids. The transcript has 5 exons.
CCCCGCCGGCUCUGCCGGGGGAGUGGUUUCCCCGCGCCGGCAGCGGCGGGGCCGGUCCGCGGGCUGGGAGGUGCCGCGGUAGCGGUGCAAGCGCCCGGCCCGGGAGGAUGCGGACGCGCUGACGGAGCUAUCGGCUCCCCUCUGCCGUCGUGCAUGGGAGGCGGCCGGCUGCCGCCUCGCCUCGCCUCGCCUGUCCCGCCGCCACUUUUUGGGUUUGACAGAGACCUGAUCUUGCACAAGACUUCAUCAGCGACGUGAACGCCUGCAGCAAGGGCAGAUUUUGGAAGUGACAUCCGUUGAUGUGAUUGAAGCAUGACAGAGGUGAUGAACACACGGGAACCAGUGAUGGAAGAAUUUGUACUCAGCCAGACUCCUGAGGAAGAAGGAGGCCCUUCAAGCCAGGCCUUUCCAGACUCACGUGAGAAGUAUCCCAAGCUGUCCAAAAGACUGCCAUCGAUCGUGGUGGAGCCAACUGAGUCUGGAGAGGUGGAGAGCGGUGAGCUGCGCUGGCCUCCCGAUGACCUGAAAUCAGCAGAGGACAAGGGUCUUCAUGGUGACCAAAGAGUCUGUGUCCAGCAGCAGCAGCAGAUGGAUCUGGAAGAUACUUUAGUGCAUCCAGCUGAAGACGUGGAAGGCAGUACAGAGACUCUGGAAAGCAGAACUGAAGAGGACGAGUAGGGACUCCACGGCCCCAGAAGUGAAACGUCGUUGUGAAUGUUGGAAAGCUAACACACUCUGAAGACAUGUCAAAGUAACCUGUAUUUAAAUCUGCAAGGGUUUUAUUUAGUUAGUACCUAGUAAGAAGCAUCUGGGCUUUAGAACUGUUCUUUUCAACAUUUUGAUUUUCAGGCUGGGAUUCCUAUCAUUUGUUUAAUUUUUCCUUGGGAAACAAUGGAACGUGUUAGGAAAUAGAAGAUUAUCAAGGAGAAAAGAAUUAUCCUAGUUUCAAUUAGCACAUUUCAUUGGUUUUAGCUUUUCUUCAAGCAAGGCUGCUUUCAGGUUAUCAACAGCAGGGCAAAGGGGUUACAUUUCUCCAGGAAGAAUGUCUUAAAUCUAGAACCUUUCUUGUUUUUAGCCAUUUAAAACUAGCACUGUGAUAUUAGGGACAAUAGCUGUAAUAUAAUGUCACCGUUUGAUUUUUUAACUUUUGUAUAGAGACACAAGUGUAAGAUUUGCCUCCAGGCUGCUGCCUGCCCCGGGGGCAGCCCAGAGCAGCUCUCUCCCUUUGACCAACGUGUGCAAAUUGGGAUGAACCAGCCUUUUCUUAGCCGCCUUUUGCGUCAGGCUCAUGCCUUUCAGAAGCGCUUUCUUGCUGUACAUUGGCGAAGUGGAUUGAUAGUGUUUGUGGAGUGAGGCUGUCUGGUGUAGGCUUGGUCAGGUGGAUCGUGCUGGUGGUGCACUCUUCAGGCCCAGCUGUGGCGUGGCCUGCGCUCCUCUCCCUGGAAGCCAGUGAGGUGGCUCCUACUGCUGCCAGGGUUGGAUUUGCCCCAUCUUGUUAAUAGAAAUCAUUGUGAUAAUUGUUUUGGUAUGUUUUGUGCGUAAUGUAGGUGGAGCAGCCCAGCUGUGCCUCCCUUGACCUGAGCCAGGUCGUGGCUGGCUGUGUGUAGUGCGAGCCCAAACCUGCCCUCCGUUUUGCCUGAUGCCAGGUCCCCCUCUCAGCCAUCUGCAGUAGGCUGAUGUGGCAGGACGCACGGCUGCUUCCCGCCUGCCCAAGUGGCACUGCUGUCAGGAGCGUGUGUGCUGUGGGGCAUCAGCCCCUUUGGUUUGGUUUCAUGGCCACCUCCUGGAGCCCACAGCUCACAGUGGGGCAAGCUGUCUCUGGGCACCUCAGGCCUGCAAGGAUUUUCCUUGGGGAUUUGGGAGCUGUUUUGACAGGAGUGAACCCUUUCCUGCACAAGGACCUCCCAGAUGUUCACUCCCAUCAUCACAGGAGAAGCAGCCUUCUGGGCUCAAAACAUUACCUUUUGGACAAUGCCAGCAGAGAUAGAUGAUGCAUGUACUCAGAAGGAUUUGGCUGUGUCAGUAACCAGUGUCCCAUAAGCUAUGAUGUUGGCUUUCUCCAUCUCUGCAGGGCUGGAUGGGGUCUGUACUUCCAAUUAAUGUUGCAGCUGGAAGAAACCACUCACUGCAGGUAGAAGGAAAUCGCAGGAUUUCUUCCAGUGUUGACUCCUGAGUUGACUUUCAAGUGCAUUCUUUUCUCCAGUAAUAAUUUUCUGUAACAGCAACUUUUAAUUGUGUGAUGGUGGAUAAAAUUUACUUGCCAGCUGUAUUAAUAAAUUUAUACCUUCUUAGCAACCAAAUUUAAUAUAUUUACUUACAAAGAUUUCUGUGCAAUGAAUGUUUAACACAGAGGAAAGAGAUUAUUUUACUUCAAAGCAACAUUAAUUUAUGUACAAAACUAUAGCUCAUUGUUUAGGGUGUUUGGGAUCUAGGACCCUUUUUAUAAGCAGUGUAGUAUAGUAUAAUGUGAUACUUAAGUUUAACUGUGCUCUCUCAACUUAGGUAGUGAUCUGUUUUGCCUUCUUGAUGUAGACUUUCUUACCCAAACCCUGUCACAGAAUUACUUUGUUGGAUGAGUGGGAUUCUGGUCAGAGCGUCGAAUUUCACUAGAGUAACUGAAGGUUUCAGGAGCACCCCCUAAAUCUGGCUGCUCAUCACCCCCUUCACUGGUGACUGUUUUCUGGUAGAGGCAAUGAAGCAGGGCCAAGCUCAUGCUACGUGUUUGGGUGGCGCACAUGCAGUGAGAGGAGAUCCCUGACUCAUACCCAUCUGCAGCUGAUUGUGGCAGGAGGAGAAGCAUGCUGGUGAGGCAGCUGGGCGGAUGCAAGGUGUUCUUUAAGUGCUGCUUUUGCCUGGAGAAGUUUUACAGAGCUCUUGGGGGGAAACAAGGACGAUGACGACAGAUUUUUAGCUAUGUGAUUUGCUUUCAGUCUGCAUCUGCCCAGCUUCGUGAGGAGUGACGUUAGACCUGUCACUUAAUUUGCUUUUCACUCUGUAAAAGGAAAAACAGUUGUUUGAAACACUUCCCCCAAUUUUAUGUGCUUUCUAUCUGCUUUCAGACAUUCCAUCCCUUCCUGCUCUGGAUGGCCCUUAUCCUAUUUCCACCUGAGGUCAAUGGCACUUCCCUAAAUAAGUUUCCCAAAGAAACAACAGGAUUCUGUGUACACCCUGAAAAAAAAAAAGGCCACACAGCACUACUUUUUUUGUCCUAGCACAGCCCAUCUACAAAGGCCACUUUUCCUCCUUCCAGCCUAAUUACUCCUCUCUUGCCUUUUCUUUUGGGCUGCUCCCUGGAAACAUUUUACUUGAAGGAAAUGGAUGCUUCAAACUAAAGCUUUCUCCUACAGCUGUGUGGCCUCAGUUUAACAACACACAAAGCCAAACUCCUCCUCCCAUUUUUAUUUUUCUGAACUUGGGCCAGAGGCCCUAAAAUAGGAGAGCAAGACAGAAAGUUGUUUUAUACAAACAUACCCUAUUUAUUCGACUUGUAGCUCUAUGAACAUCCACUUACUUCGUCUGUGUGCAAGUGUUGUCUCUAAUAAACUCAAUAGUUGUUUUGUAUUUUUUUCUGGAUUAAAAGCUUUGUAGAAACUAAAGAGGAAAAAAAAAAGACAUUCAGUCAUAUUUUUCUAGUCUAGCUUGUAGAAUAUUUCAUGUAGUGCAAAAAGGAAGUUUUAUGGAGUAAGACAUUGUUGGAUUUUGCUCUAUUUCGGUUCUUUCUAAUUUUGUAAACUGCCACCUGUACAUAACACUUGACUAAUGUAUGUCCUGUAGAUGUAUUACACCAUUUAGCCUAUUAAAUGCCUAUACUGGACCCAUUGGAAAACAA